AUGUCUCUCCUACGAUCAAGUCUGAGCUCCACGCUCCUCCGCCCGUUCCUGCGCGCAGCUCCCCGCGCUACACUCCCAAUCACCUCCCAGCGCUUCGCCGGCGACUACGGCGGUGGUGAAGGCGACCCAGUCGGCGAGAAUCCACAAGACCAGGGCCCCAGCAAGUCGAGCGACCUCGAGCACCCGGGUCCACCACCGCCAAAGGUCGGCCAGGGCACCGGAACGACACCCACGAAGGCCACGAGCGAGGGCCACACGGGCGGGACGUCCUCAUCAGGGGACUCUUCUUCUUCGGCUUCGUCCCAGCAGAGCAGUGGAGGCGGCAAUGGCGGAGACAAGACGAAAGGUGCGCAGCCAAAGAUCCUAGACACAAGCCCUCCCGACGCCUCGGAGCAGAGCCAGGACGUCAAGCAACACAACAAGGAGAUGGAGAACCGUGCUGAGAAGGCGCCUGAGAAGACUGAUGAUCCGAACGCGAGCGAUAAGCAGAAGGUUGACAAGGGGUUCUGGGCUGGGCACGGAGGAGUGGGAGAGACCAACGAGGGGCCGGAAAAGCAAAACUAA
Messenger RNA from Coniosporium apollinis CBS 100218, 564 nucleotides. RefSeq lists its product as uncharacterized. The transcript has 2 exons. The record is from RefSeq and is a predicted model, not a curated record. NCBI's taxonomy places the organism in Eukaryota, Fungi, Ascomycota, Dothideomycetes. The coding region runs from base 1 to 564 and encodes 187 amino acids.